ACAACUAACGUUACAGAUUAUUCAUAAUGGUUAAUAUUCCAAAGACUAGAAAGACCUACUGUAAAGGUAAGGAAUGUCGUAAACACACCCAGCACAAGGUCACUCAAUACAAGGCUGGUAAGGCUUCCUUGUUUGCUCAAGGUAAGAGAAGAUAUGACCGUAAGCAAAGUGGUUACGGUGGUCAAACCAAGCCUGUGUUUAAGAAGAAGGCCAAGACUACCAAGAAGGUUGUGUUGAGAUUGGAAUGUGUCAACUGUAAGACCAAGUUGCAAUUGUCAUUGAAGAGAUGUAAGCACUUUGAAUUGGGUGGAAACAAGAAACAAAAAGGUCAAGCUUUGCAAUUUUAAGGUUUAUUAUAUAUCUUAUUCAUGUAUACUUAAGAAUAAACUAAUCAUUGAUAGAGGUA
Yamadazyma tenuis ATCC 10573 is the source of this 406-nucleotide messenger RNA. The record is from RefSeq and is a predicted model, not a curated record. NCBI's taxonomy places the organism in Eukaryota, Fungi, Ascomycota, Pichiomycetes, Serinales, Debaryomycetaceae.